AUGAAUUUGGAAAUGACUUUUGAUGACCUCAAAAUGAAGCCUAGGAAGGAUCAGCCUGACCAGAAGUUAAAUGGAGAAAGAGCUAAAGGUUUUCACUUUCUUACUUCUCGGUGGUGGUGCCCUGCUGCUGUAACUCUGGGGAUCCUUUGCACGGGAUUAUUGGUGACCGUCAUAAUGCUGGGGAUGCAGUUAUUUCAGGUGUCUGAUCUCCUCAAACAAUACCAAGCCAACCUUACACACCAGGAAAUCUUAUGGGAGGGACAGAUUUUAGCUCAGCAGCAGGAAAAAAAUGCUUCUCAGAAGUCACAGGAGGAACUCAAGGAAAUGAUAGAAAUCCUUGCCUUGAAGCUGGAUGAAAAAUCCAGAAAGCAGAUGGAGCUUCACCAGCAAAAUUUGGAUCUCCAAGAAGCUCUGAAGAGAGUGGAAAACUUUUCAGGUCCUUGUCCCCAAGAUUGGAUCUGGCAUGAAGAAAGCUGUUACCUAUUUCCCUCUGGACUAUUUAAUUGGGAAAAGAGUCAAGAGAACUGCUUGUCUUUGGGUGCCCAAUUGCUGAAAAUUAAUAACACUGAUGAUCUGAAUUUCAUCCAGCAAGCAAUCUCCCAUUCCAGUUUCCCAUUCUGGAUGGGAUUGUCACUGAGGAAACCCAACUACACAUGGCUCUGGGAGGAUGGUUCUCCUUUGAUGCCCCACUUGUUUAGACUCCAAGGUGCCGUUUCCCAGAUGUAUGCUUCAGGCACCUGUGCAUAUAUACAACGGGGAGCUGUUUUUGCUGAAAACUGCAUUUUAGUUGCAUACAGUAUAUGUCAGAAGAAGGCAGUUCUACUGAAAGCACUGUGA
Urocitellus parryii (Arctic ground squirrel) is the source of this 837-nucleotide messenger RNA. RefSeq names its product oxidized low density lipoprotein receptor 1 (gene Olr1). Gene Ontology annotation, cellular component: plasma membrane; signaling receptor complex. Gene Ontology annotation, molecular function: low-density lipoprotein particle receptor activity. The record is from RefSeq and is a predicted model, not a curated record. Gene Ontology annotation, biological process: leukocyte cell-cell adhesion; lipoprotein metabolic process. NCBI's taxonomy places the organism in Eukaryota, Metazoa, Chordata, Mammalia, Rodentia, Sciuridae.